AUGUCAGUGUCUGCAAUCGCCUCGCUGCGGCCGGUCGGGGGCAGAUGCCUUCGCCAUGCCACGACGGGGCUGCUCUCCGUGCAGGUCAAAUCGCCCGCGGCAACCGUCCACUUGCGCGCUGUUGUAGCUCUGCGACCCGAGCAGAGACGACACCAAUCGACGUCUCCAACGCCUCGAGAUCACGAACCAACGCCUGGGAAGCCUCAGAUUACCUUUCGCCAGUUUGUUGGGCGCGCUCUGGGAGUCAGUCUGCGGAACCUCGUGGUUGCGCUGAGCCCUCAAGGCAUUCGGCGGUCUUAUCGCGAGAAUCCAGCUGUGACCACGAUGAACAUUCUCCUCUUGGUAUUCACUUUUGUCUUCUCCGCGGUAGCAAUCAGAGCCUACAUCAAUACGUUUUACAACUCGCAGUUCAGCAGAUACCCGGAGCCUGUCGCAAACACUUUGCGCCGCGCCAUCUACUACACCAAUUACAAACCCGAUCCCGAGCUUGCUCUAAGAUAUUAUAAAAAGGCAAUGGAGCAGUGUACAGAAAUUGGGCUAGACCCUUUCUCUGACGAAGUGCUGGGUAUUAGGAUCCAAGUGGCCUUUUGGCUUGAGAAGAUCAACAGCCACAAAGCUGCCAUCGACGUGCUCGAGUCAGUUCUCGGAGACUGCCGGAAGUGGGUUGAUGUCAUGGAACAAUCUGUAAAGGACGGGAAAGUGAAUGACCAGGGAAGAUAUGUUGGUGAAGCUCAGCAACAGGUCGCUGCAGCGAAUACCACCUCUGAUGACAAGCCCAAAGAGGAAGCGGACGAAGCUGCCCCUGCGGAGCCCAUUGAGACUCUGUGGCGCAAACGAGAGCGACUGCUUUUGAAAGCCAUUUCCACAAGCGUCAAGCUGGGUGAAUUGUACGCAGAUGAGCAUGUGCUCAAUGCUGACCAGUCUCACACUCAUCUUGUCUGGGCAGUUGAGACUUCGCUGAAAGAAUUCCGAAGGCGCAGAACCGAGGGCCCCAAACCCGGCGAAGAUAAGUGGCUCAGCCCUGAAGAACUUGGAGGAUCAAUGGAGUCUCUGGGUCGAGACUAUGAGCGCCGCUCCCAGUUCCAGCUCGCCAUCCCCUUAUUCUUCCAAGCUCUCCGACUAUGCGAAAGCCCCUGCCACCGAGCAGUCAUCAUGAACAACCUGGCGGCAUCAUUUGCUCAGCAACCUCUUUACGCUGCAGGUACAAUGGAGCCCUCUGAAGGCUUAAAGGAGCUUUUCAACGAUUCUAUGCCAAAGACGCGUAAAGAAUUUCUCGAGGCGGGCCUGAAUUGGGCACAGAAUGCAUACGUUCACGCCAAGGAUGUGAAGGGUGACGAUCGUACCCCUGAGUGCGAUGAGGCAUGCGCUGUUGCGCUUUGCAACUGGGGAGACGUGGCAGCCAUGCUGGGCAAGACAGAGCUGGCGAAGAAGAAGUACAACGCGUGCAUUGAGAUGAGCAAAAAGAUGGACUUUUCCGAGGGGGUUAAGCAGGCGCAAGAAGGUCUGUCAAAGCUGACGACUGCGUCUUUGACUAACGCUUGA
This is a messenger RNA of Trichoderma asperellum CBS 433.97, 1542 nucleotides long. RefSeq lists its product as uncharacterized. Gene Ontology annotation, cellular component: i-AAA complex. Gene Ontology annotation, molecular function: misfolded protein binding. The record is from RefSeq and is a predicted model, not a curated record. Lineage: Eukaryota; Fungi; Ascomycota; Sordariomycetes; Hypocreales; Hypocreaceae. Gene Ontology annotation, biological process: protein quality control for misfolded or incompletely synthesized proteins.